AUGGUGCGGUUAAGCUCUCCGAAUGCCUGGAGGGCAACAUCCUCAGUAUACCUUCUCCUGGCCAUCCUCUCAAGCACAGCCUCCUCCAGUCCCACAGGCCAUCUCCUAGCACGAGAAGCAGAGACCUGCCCAAAAAACUAUACAAGUUGCUCCAACGCCGGCCUCCCCAGCUCCUUCUGCUGCCCGUCUUCAUCAACCUGCAUCAGCCUGGACGACGGGAGUUCAGCAAUCUGCUGCCCAAAGGGAGAAAACUGCGAGUUCAUACAGCCCAUAGGCUGUGACGCGCAACGUCAAGACGCAAAAGAACAUCCCCAAAGUCCCAUCAAAACCACCCGGACCGACGACCGCCUCCCCAAAUGCGGAGACUUCUGCUGUCCAUUCGGAUACACCUGUCAAAAGGACAACGUCUGCAUUAUGGACAAGACCCAGUCCUCCUCAAGCAAGACCAACACCAACACCGCAUCCGAAACCACAACCUCCACAUCCACCAACACAAACACCCAAACCACAACAACAGACUCAUCACACACAGUCCCAAUCAUGGACCCAACCGCCACAGCAGACCCCCCCUCCCCAUCAGCAACAUCCCCCUCCAACCCCACAGCCGCCCAAACCGCCUCCCAACUGACAGCCGCCUGCCCCUCCUACCCCAGCCAAGCCGUAGCCGCAGGCUUCUUCCCCGGUGCCAUCUUCGGCGCAAUCGCCACCCUCCUCGCCCUCUUCGGCAUCCGCAAGUACCAAGAAAAGCACCUGCCCCCAGGCGACAAGAUCGCCCAGCACACGCAGCGCUCCUCAAGCGGUACCCUCCUCGGCAUAUCGCCCCCCAUCCCCUCAGACGAGACCUCCUACCGCACGGACUUCCUCCUCCAUCGACCAGCGAGGCGAAACUCCGAAGGCGCCCGCUCAAUGCUCCAAAGAAGCCGCUCCCGCGUGAAAUCCCUCUUCGGCACGACCCCCAAAAUAACCGUCUCUGAGCCCGACGCCCCUCCGGUGCCCGUGCCGGUGCCGGUGACGCCCCAGCGCGUGGUGGUGGCUCGGCGUCCCAGCACGGAGAGUAUCAAGGUUUAUACGCCGCCUGGCGUGUUCGCUGGGACGAAUGUCCUCAAACCGAGCCCGUAUCCGGAUGUGCGGCCGAAUACGACGUUUUCAGAUAUGAUUGAUCGGGUGGGGUUCAAGGAUGGUCGGGGGGAUCCUUGUUAUCGGGUUCAGACGCCGCCGGGGGGGGAUAGUGGUGGUAGCGGUGGUAGUGGUAGUGGCAGUGGUGGUGGUGGUAGGGCUGGGAGGGCUGUUAGGAGAUGA
Aspergillus candidus is the source of this 1299-nucleotide messenger RNA. RefSeq lists its product as uncharacterized. NCBI's taxonomy places the organism in Eukaryota, Fungi, Ascomycota, Eurotiomycetes, Eurotiales, Aspergillaceae. The record is from RefSeq and is a predicted model, not a curated record. The transcript has a single exon. The coding region runs from base 1 to 1299 and encodes 432 amino acids.